AUGGCAGCAUUGGCAAAAAUUGUCAUCUUUUUAUUCCUCGUUUGUUUAAUUGAAUCAUUGUACGCUGCAUCUACGGAUCAAAAUUACGAAUCUGAUGAUGCCAAGCCUGAAGCUACUAAGACUUCUGAAACCCCAGAGAAGAGCUCGGAAUCAGGCCCCGGCAGCAUAUUAGAAAUCUUCAAGAAAUUUCAAUCUACGAUAAGUUUUGAAAAAAUAUUUGCCCAGUUUAUGAACAAUCAGAAAAAAGGAGAAAGUAAGGAU
Molecule: messenger RNA, 261 nt
Organism: Iphiclides podalirius (scarce swallowtail)
Lineage: Eukaryota; Metazoa; Arthropoda; Insecta; Lepidoptera; Papilionidae
Source: the annotation of a GenBank genome assembly